AUGUCCUAUUUUCCUUACCAUUUUCACCUCAGCCUUUUGUUUUUGGCCUUGUAUGUGACGAACCAUUCUUUGGCGAAGCAAGCAAACAGCGCCCAAGUAACUACAGUCCCCACAAAACAGUGCACCAACGUCUACAACAGUUUCUACGCUGGUCCAAACAAGAAGAUUGAGAAUAUCCUACAGCAAAUGAAGAAGCAACUUGGCGAACUUCAAGAAGAUAUGAAAAUUUUGAAAAAUAACAAAACUUCUUCCAAAGGUCCACGGAAAUAUAUUUCUAAAUUCCAAUUAACCAAUGGGCAAACAUUCAGUAAAUAACUCAAUUGCAAUAUUAAUUAUUUAACGAAUACUUCCUCUUUUUUGCUCAACAGCCAAGAAAAACUGUGCUGAGUUGUACAAAUCGGGCGAGAAAAUCAGCGGCGUUUAUACAAUCGAUCCUGAUGGUGCAGGUGUCUUUGAUGUGUUUUGUGACCAAAAAACGGCCGGUGGAGGGUGGACAGUAUUCUAAAAGAGACUGGACGGCUCGGUUGAUUUCUACCGCGGUUGGACUGACUACAAACGAGGUUUUGGUAACCUAAAUGGUGAGUUUUGGCUUGGGUUGGACAAGAUUCACCGCUUGACCAAAACAAAAAGCAAGCUACGAGUUGACCUGGAGGACACUACGGGUAAAACUGCCUACGCUGAAUACGACAUGUUUGCAGUUACGAGCGUGAAGGCUAAUUAUCAGCUUAGCCUGGGAACAUACUCAGGUACAGUAAAUAAAAAUGCACUUGCACGGCUUUACAUGCUUUUCGAACUCCCCUUUAUUACUUCCCUAUCUAGUGUUCAGUUCCUUAUACGACAAAUAUCAAUGAAAGAAUCUAAAACGGUACUUGAUUUUCUUGCUCAUGCACUAUGUACAUGCCGGAUGGUUAAUUUUUCCAUGCUUAACAAAAAGCUCUUUUUUUCUUUUGACCGCUAGAUCCCUCGAGUAAGUCUUUUCUUUUCUUUUUUCUUCUCUUUUUUUUUUUUUGGAAACAGCAGAUUAGCAUGACUUCACUUUUUAGAAAACAAGCUCUAUCAUUUUCCCCCAGGAACUGCAGGUGAUUCUCUUUCUGGUCAUCGUGGUUACCCAUUCUCGACUAAAGACCGAGAUAACGACAGUUCAUCCGGAAAUUGUGCUGUAAGCUAUAAGGGAGCCUGGUGGUAUGAAAGCUGUCAUGCCUCUAACCUGAAUGGCCUCUACCAUCAUGGCAAGCACAAGUCAGGCGCCGAUGGUGUCAACUGGUAUGCAUGGAAAGGAUACCACUACUCCGCAAAGACAGCUGAGAUGAAAAUAAGACCAGUUGACUUUGAAAACAUCUUCUGAUGUCUGUUAGUCCGACAGCUGUAAAUGUUUAUCCAAUACUAAGAGCAUAAAGUACAUGGGAUAAAAUAAAGUCACGUUAAAACUCAGUACAACUCUAUGAUCAGUAUUUUUUCACUUAGUUAGACAUCAAGUUAUCGGCCGAAGGGCAAGUACAAUACGGCAUCAAGGACGACAGGCCACACGGUUAAGCUAUUAUUCAUGACGCUGACUUUUUUCCUGCCGCAAAACUUACAUGUCAUAAAGACACAUCACGGUUGUCCAAAUCCUUUUUAUUUCUCACGUAACAUGUACAAAGUUGCCUUUGUGGGUGGAUGGAGCAUAAAAGCAACGCAGAGUUAUCUUAGGGAUAAGGAACAACAUUAACAACAAAUUAAAAAUGGCAAGGCUUCCAAAAUUUCCAUUACUUCUGAGGUGAUAUGAGCCUCAAAGCCUUUCUGAUAUACACCAACCAAAAGCAACUAAUUGUCUCGGUGUGGAUUGAAGUCUCCUGUUCGUUUUUUUUUUUUUCUUUAUAGUUUUUUUUUUUUUUCUUUUAACUUUGUUGCAGAGAGGCACAGUACAUUUUUUAGUGGACAGCUGAAAUAUUGAAGUGUUUAUCGAUACAUUAAAUAUAGCGAAAAUCUGGAACAGCUGUAUGUAAAUAUCUGAACGCAGCUGUUACCUUGAGUAAAACUGAAACACGUCAGCCCGCGUGUUUGAAGUUUGACCCUUUCCAGAAGCUUGUCAUAAAAUGUGACAUCAUCAACGAAACUUUCAUUAACUAUCAGCAUUAUCAGACAUAAACUCUCCAGAACUUUAUUGCCCCCAGCCCUGGCCCCUAACUGCGGAUCCAAUGUAGUUCAGGAAGUUUGUUCGAUUCCCUCAUAGAGCGGUUUUCACUUGACUUUCGUAAAACCAAAACCAAAGUAAAUACACUAGCCAACCAAAGGACGUAGUAAAACCAAAACCAAUCCCUCUCGACAGUCAACUGAAAACCGCUCUAAUGUAAAAUGCUAUGCUUCACAAAGUAUUUUCACUUAGUACGUUAUUCACCAUGAGGUUAUUAGUGCGUUCACCACCCAACCUGAUUUGUCCACCGCGGAAUCAGUUCCUCGGCCAUUCUUGGAGAUAUAGCCAACUAUGUCUCCUACCGAGGUAAGAGGAGUUGGAUAUAUUUACAUCAACGAAAUUUUGGUUCUGACAAAAUACCGCCAACCCUUCAUGUAAGCUGAGGUGAAAUUUCGCAUUUCAAGAAAUAGAACGAGAGGAUCCUAAAAAAACGAUCUUCACAGCUUUAAAUGAAAAUAUCGAACAAAAGAAGCAAGUCGGUAGUAUAUAUUUUUUGUUACUAAUAUUUCGGAACGCACGGCCUUCCUUCUUCGGGGUCUAACAUACAAUGACUAGGUAAAGCUAAGACGUUACAAUUUGAAAUAAAGGAUAGCGUGCAAAUCAAUACGAUACUAUGAUAACAUGUUAACAUUAAAUAAGAAUAGGAGAACAAAAACUCGUUGAAGCAGUUAUAUGAAAGAAAUUGGAAAUGUAAAAAAGUAUAAAUAAAUGCAAAUCAUUUAAUCCUUCUUAUUCAUACCUAAAGGCUCAAGAGUUUUGCCUCUCUCGAUUGAGAUAUACUUCUGUAGCUUUUCGCACACUGUCUCUAUUAGACUUAAAUGAUGAGUUCUAGCAAGAGCUAUAAUAUAAUGGUCUCAUUAUGGCUCUUGGUUCUAGCGGAAUAAGUGUGAUACGGUUAGUGGAGUGAUCAUAGGUAAGAAAAUGUUCUUAGACUGUGGUGAGUUGAACUUUGGGUCUUUAAUAACCGUUUCAACGUACACCGCAGUCCAGUUGACAACCCAUCAAAUAUCUUCAACCCACCACAGUCUCAGAACAUUUCCUUACUAAUGAUCACUCCGCUAACGACCUCACAAGCACCCAUUCCACUAGAAAUCAUUCAUAAAACAUAUUGGUAAAAAAUAUAUAUGUACAUAUAUAUAUAUUUAGUAUUGACCAAAUCAGUGAAUAGCAACUUUUGCGCUUUCUGAUUGGCACCCGUAACUUGGAAUGAUUAGAAGAACUUAAUUUUAUCCAACUGAUUUGCUGUUUUGGGACUGAUUCAAAAUGGCUUCUUGUUUCGAGACAGAUUGGAAGAAAAAAUUUAGCGGUAAAAUGAAGCAACCGCACCAGCAAAUACCAAGAAAGAGACAAAAUUUGGCUUAACGGUGUUAACUGGUCGGUAGAAAAAAAGUUUCUUACUGAAUUUGUAACAAAAUCACAAAAAAUGAUCCCCCUAAACACUGUCAAUUGAAACGUAAACAAACCCUAACUAAGUCACGUCUUUUAUUUACAAAAAGUUCCUUUUCGAUUUUUAUCCAACUGAUUUGGCAAAUCAGACUAAAACAACUAUCCCCCUCAGGGUCGGUCGCUUCGAGUCGAGGUAUACAGGGUGUUUCAAAAGUUCGUUCCGAUUUUUUCUUCGCUUAAAUUUCACUGAUCAUUAAAACUACCUUUUGUAAAACUAUGGUAUUAAUUAUUCAUUUAACAUCGAAUAACUGCAAUAUAAGCAACCAAAAUGUCUUCCUUUAUGCUACCUGACUUUUUAUAAGUGGUGAGGUAUAGAAUGCAUGUGCUGCCAAAGCUUGUCUGAAGGCUGACUCGUCCCCAGUCGUCUCUCUUGGGAAAGGAGAGAAGCGCUUCUCUCCUUUCUCAAGAGAGACGACUGGGGACGAGUCAGGUCUGAAGGCAUAUUUUUCCAGGCAAAGCGUAGUCACUGUCUUAGCUCGUCCGGUGUUUUUGGGCUGGAUCUUUGUAUGUUGUCUCGUCAAAGAUAAUCCAGAUGGUCUCUAGGGGUUUCACAUCACCUGAGUUUGCCGGCUGGUUGUCUUUAGCCUGUUCCAGGCUCCAAGAUAGUGGGGCCUGCGGAAUUGAGAAAGCGGGAACACGAAAAAAAUACGGGAGGAAACUUUUUCCUUUUUCCCGCCCCGCCCCCAUCUUCGCGCGCCCUAAACUUUCGCGUCUUCCCCACUAUCUGAGAGCCUGGAACAGGCUAGGCCGUCUUUUGCUAUAAUUAAAGUUUCCAAAUCCUUCAGCAUGUGCGCCAACCUCAUUCCCAGGGUUCUAGGCCAGGUAGGAGAGAACCCAGUGAACGAGGUUGCAUGUGCGCCGCCUUUUUCUCUUCAACGCUUUCCAACCUUUGUUAGUCAUAUAUCUUCAUACCGUUGCGCUCGAAACUUUGAAAUUGUGAAGUUGAAUUUUUUUUACCUUUCUGUAUUGUAGAAUUGUUACGCAUAUACUUCCACCUUUUUCGAUAAUAUUUCUUACACAUUUAACCAAAAAAACGGCCAUCCACUCCUUGGUUUGUCUUCUAAAGUCUUUACUUUUGACCACUUGUUCACUUAUAUCGUUCAGGCUUGUUCAACAGUUUAGCAAUUUCUGUGACUGAAUGGCCAGAAGACCGUAAAAAUAGAUGCCUGAGCGUUAGCGCAAACAGUGCAGGCCUUCAUUUUCGUGAAAGAGUACAGAAAAUAAAAGAAAACGGCAAAAAAACGAAAAUAGAAAAUGUAAAAAAUGGGCAGGAAAAGCACAGCGGGUAAAAACUCGCGAUCAUGCACAUUUGGAGCAAAACUUCAAAAAUGUUAUAAUUUCUUCAAAUUUUAGUUUGAGAUUUCUUCGAAAGGUUAUUAAGAUAAAUUUCUUACCUGAAUUAGUUUACAUUUGCCUAAAGAAGCAUUACAUUCUUUUCGCAAAAUACAAUUUACAAUCGGAAAGAGUCGUUUUGAAACACCCUGUGUUUCUACCACUAUUGCAAAAAGAUCCUUCUAUUAUUAUGGUUGCACUCUUUUUAACGAAUUAUCUGAUUGAUAUUCCGUGUUUUACAUCUUUUAAUCUUUUAAUUGAAAAUAGUUUUCUAUUUAUAUUAUUACCUGUAUUAGUGUAAUGUUUAUAUGUUCAGUGUGGCUUUUGUGCGUUGUUGCUCAGGGCUCCCAUUGAUAACAGACAGCUUUUUGCGUCUGAAGGGGCUACCCUGAGCGGUAUAAAUUAAUAAAGGUUCUUCUUCUUCUUCUUCUUCUUCUUCUUCUAUUCACCUCCCCUUCGGGGGAUAGUUGUAUAAUAUCUUCCCGACUAUAAAAUGAGCCUUGCUUCUUUUGUUCGCAUUUCAAGCACUUGCGCGUUUAAUUGUGGCGGUAAAUCUAUAUCGCAAAACCACUUGGACUUAUCGAGGGAAAAAUCAUCAACAGAGCUGAGUCUUCUUUCCGACCAAAUUUUAAUGUCUACACUGACGUGGAUAAUAGAGAAAGAGCGUGUGUGAGAGAGAGAGAUAAAAACAAAGGGGACAAAUUUCGAUGAAAGAAAAACAUCAGAAAGUGAGACUGAAUGCUAGCGGCUACAAAGUGAAAAUGAGCGGCAGUUAAAAAAAUUCAAUUGUAGCGAAGAGAAACAUAUACAGCGUUUCCUCCAAAAUUCGUGUAACUAGGAAGUUUCACGUUUUAGUCGAAACGUAUGCGGUUUUAAGCAUUUUGAUGAGAACUGAUCACUAUUUUCGCGUUAACGAGCAAGUUAGUUUGGCAUUUUUAUUCUAAUCAUGAUCAACAAAUUGUUUGAAAUAGAUUUAAUUCAUGAAAUAAAAUAGCCGAGAGAAAAAACGUUUCGACUUUUUUAACGGUCAAGAUAGCCAUUUUCGAGCUCGGGGGGAAUGUAAAAUCCUGUAAAGUCACAAGCUCAAAAAAUCAGAGCAUCGGUAUUGUAACGUAGCGUUUGAAAUAAGGGUUUGUAUGGGAUUAAAAACGGUUGUCUCUGUAACCUACUAAUUUAAUCGAAUGAAAUAAAAAUCGGCAGACUAGACUUAGUUAAGUUGUGUUUCUUCUUUCACAUGAGGUCCUCGAGUCGAAUUAUCAAUUACAGCCCAUGAGCAAACCGGUCACAAUAAAACUCACGCAGGUUAAUAAUAGAAACAGGCUUGAAAACCAGGGGGAUAGUCCCUAUAAUGGCCUAUACGGGGGGGUAUUUUUUUUAUGGCUUCAGGUCAGUAUGAAAGGGUAGGGAUUUUACUCGUUGAAGUAUAUGAAAGAGUAGCGAAAUCUGUCAUUUGGGUCUGUAAAAGGGCCCGAAAGGGCCAACAGAUUAAUUUUAUAGCUGUGAAAGAGUCUAGUUUGUGAUUAAUCCAUCUUUAAAAGUGCUUAAAUAGGUAUAUGAAAGGGGUACCAAUGGUCAAUAGAAGGCAUGCGAAGGGGAUACCUUUUCUGUGAAAAAUGGUAAAUAAAAGGGUAACAGCUUGGACCUCCCUGCGGAGCCUCCCCGUCAACUUUCUUUUCCCCCGGGGUUGAAGAUCACACAUGAAUUUAGACGUUACACAACGGUGCCGACGGACAUAUUUCGAGCUUGGGCUACCAUGCGCAUCUUCUUCUUACAUUUUCAAAAGAUCUUGAUAUUUUACAGUUCACUAGCGGUCCGACGGACAGUUUAACUUUUGUGGGUGGGAGAGGUGUAGAUUAUUUUGAAAAACAAAAUCCUGUAAACAGAUAGAAGGAAAAAAAUCCUGCCACGAAUUAAUAGUCCUAAAUUUACAUCAAAAAACUUAGGAACUAGGCUUAAACCUCAUUUACACGCGCUCAAAAAAUCGGCAACGGCACGCCAAAUUUUUGGCACCGUGCCUCGUUUAACCGUGCCGAGACAACUUCCGCGAGGUAGUCUCGGCACCCCUAAAAUUUUGAGCACUGGUGCCACAUUACAUUUGGGACCGGUACGUUUACUCGCCGAAAAUUGGAAGUGCCGUGCCUUAAAAUCGUCAGCACGGUGCCAAAAAUUUGCUGUGCUGUGCCGAUUUUUUCAACGCGUGUAAAUGAGGUUUUUUGAAAACAAUUCGAGAUCACCAAUACUAAAUCCCCCAGCGCCAGCCCCCCUACCCCACCCCCUCCUAAAAAGUAAAUAAAGACGCUAAAGUUUUACAUAGAAACAAUGGAAUUAAUACUAAAAUGAACAAUGAUUUAAGUGUUGAUGCAUGCACUAAAACAAAACGAAAUGCUAAUGCACGGUUCUAAAACAUUCACUCUCCUUGAACACUUGAAGCACAAGGACAGCAACAACCUUGUAGACUUAUUUGGGUGUUUGAAUGGUAUUCAUCAAAUAUUGACAGAACAGAAAUGAGUCAGUUAAAGCGUGCUCUUGUUUAACAUUGACACGUGCAUAUGGUAAAAAAAAACACAAAAGACUACUCAGGACACGAAAAAAUGUCAUGUAAGCUCUAGGCCACACAGACGAUUACGAGACUGAAGCCACAUCACUAGUCAAGAUCACUUCGCGUAAGACGUGUUACACCUGAUCCUUCAUCAACCAACCGUCGACGUGAAAAAAGAAGCCAAACAUCCUAUCUGAGUUGAAAUUUUUGCAAUGUCUUAUUUUCCUUUCCGUUUUCACUUUAGCCUUUUGGUCCUGGCGUUGUUUGUGGCGAGCCAGUCUUUGGCGAAGCAAGCAAAGAGCGCCCAAGUAACUACAGUCCCCACAAAACAGUGCACCAACGUCUACAACAGUUUCUACGCUGGUCCAAACAAGAAGAUUGAGAAUAUCCUACAGCAAAUGAAGAAGCAACUUGGCGAACUUCAAGAAGAUAUGAAAAUUUUGAAAAAUAACAAAACUUCUUCCAAAGGUCAACGAAAUAAUAUUUCUAGAAUUCAAUUAACCAAUGCGUACAUAUUCAGUAAAUAACUCGCAUUAAAUUAUAUUAAUUUAACGAAUACUUCCUCUUUUUUUGCCCAACAGCCAUGGUAAACUGUGCUGAGUUGUACAAAUCGGGCGAGAAAAUCAGCGGCGUUUAUACAAUCGAUCCUGAUGGCACAGGUGCCUUCGAUGUGUUUUGUGACCAAAAAACGGCCGGUGGAGGGUGGACAGUGUUCCAAAAGAGACUGGACGGCUCGGUUGAUUUCUACCGCGGUUGGGCUGACUACAAACGAGGUUUUGGUAACCUAAACGGUGAGUUUUGGCUUGGGUUGGACAAGAUUCACCGCUUGACCAAAACAAAAAGCAAGCUACGAGUUGACCUGGAGGACACUACGGGUAAAACUGCCUACGCUGAAUACGACAUGUUUGCAGUUACGAGCGUGAAGGCUAAUUAUCAGCUUAGCCUGGGAACAUACUCAGGUACAGUAAAUAAAAAUGCACUUGCACGGCUUUACAUGCUUUUCGAACUCCCCUUUAUUACUUCCCUAUCUAGUGUUCAGUUCCUUAUACGACAAAUAUCAAUGAAAGAAUCUAAAACGGUACUUGAUUUUCUUGCUCAUGCACUAUGUACAUGCCGGAUGGUUAAUUUUUCCAUGCUUGACAAAAAGCUCUUUUUUUCUUUUGACCGUUAGAUCCCUCGAGUAAGUCUUUUCUUUUCUUUUUUCUUCUCUUUUUUUUUGGAAACAGCAGAUUAGCAUGACUUCACUUUUUAGAAAACAAGCUCUAUCAUUUUCCCCCAGGAACUGCAGGCGAUUCUCUUUCUGGUCAUCGUGGUUACCCAUUCUCGACUAAAGACCGAGAUAACGAUAGCUGGUCCAGCAACUGUGCUGUAAGCAAUAAGGGAGCCUGGUGGUAUACGUCCUGUCAUGCCUCUAACCUGAAUGGCCUCUACCAUCAUGGCAAGCACAAGUCAUACGCCGAUGGUGUCAACUGGUAUGCAUGGAAAGGACACCACUACUCCGCAAAGACAGCUGAGAUGAAAAUAAGACCAGUUGACUUUUGAAACAUCUAGUCUGCAGUCUCAGUGUUAGUCCGUCAGCUGCAAAUGAGUUAUCCAGCAUGUAGAGCAUAAAGAGCAUGAGAUGAAAGAAAAUAAAAAU
Molecule: messenger RNA, 9129 nt
Organism: Porites lobata
Lineage: Eukaryota; Metazoa; Cnidaria; Anthozoa; Scleractinia; Poritidae
Source: the annotation of a GenBank genome assembly